AUGAUAAGAGAGUGGAGGUUAUUAUUCUGGGUGUGCUUGGCAAUCAAUAGUGUUGUUGAAGCACAAAAUCCAUUGGGUCUUCGAGCAUCUUCCGCUCUUCGUGGUAUACUAUUCGGUACAGCUGCCAAUGUAAAUAAUCUACGAAAAGACGUUGAUGGUGGUCAAUACAAUUCGUUUAUUAAAAAGAACUAUCACGUCAUUGAACCAGAAAAUGAUUUCAAACCUAUGAAGUUAUGGCAUGGUAUAAACAAUUAUAAUUGGAGCAACUGUGAUUGGCUCUUAGGGGCUACUACUAACUCCACAGGUUGGGCUCAGCAGAAUGGAAUGCAAAUCCGAGGCCAUACUCUUGUAUGGGCAAAUGAUAAAAAUAUUCCCAAUUGGUUGUUGAAACAAGAAUCAUCGAUAUCAUCAGAAAAAGUUAAAUCGUUAAUGUAUGAUUAUAUUCAUGCUGUUGUUGGUCGUUAUCGUGGAAAAGUUCCAUGGUGGGACGUGGUCAAUGAGGCCAUUGAUGAUUCGAAAAAUAAUAGUCGUCCAUUUAACUUGCGAGAUAAUUUUUGGUAUCGAAAAUUAGGUCCAGAUUUUGUUAAAUAUGCUUUUAUCUUUGCUCAACAAGCUGAUCCCCAAGCAAAACUAUAUUAUAAUGAUUACAACAAUGAAGAUAUGGGAACAAAAGCAACUCGAGGAUUUGAAAUGCUUAAAUGGGUGAGAUCACAGGGAGCAACUGUUCAUGGAAUCGGUAUGCAAUGGCACAUACGAGUAUCAAAAAACGUCAAGUUUGCUGAUCAACAUUAUCAAAAUGCCCAACGAUUAAUUGACAAUAGUUUCGAAUUUAUGGUCACUGAACUUGAUGUAGCUAUUCAAAUCAAUGAUGGAAAUCCUCGAGAUCCUAAUGACGUGGAAAAGCAGGGUCUUCUUUAUCGAUCUAUUUUAAAAUAUGUGUUAUACUUUUCUCCAAAAUGUCGUGCUUUGAUUACAUGGGGUUUUACUGAUCGAUAUAGUUGGGUUCCAGCUUUUUAUAAUGGUACUGAAGGAGCUGCUUUACCUAUUGACUGGAACUAUCAACCCAAAUUAGCUUAUUGGCAAAUGCAAGAAGAAUUAGCUCGUGUUCUACCCAAUGGGAACUAUCGUCUCUCGCCAGAAUACCCACCAAACAAAUGUCUUGGAGUUUAUGACAACAAUAUUACCCGUAGUGUUAUUCAGCUCUACGAUGACGGUUGCAAUACUCCAAAUAAAAAAUGGACGAUUACUUGGUUAAACCAUGGAACUUAUCGGUUAUCACCAGUUAGUACUAGUGUUCACGCUCUUAGUACCUAUAAUACAACAGCGUCUAUUGGUGAAGUGAAAAUAAACAAUUCGUUAUUUGAUAUCAAUCAGGAAUGGGUAUUUUCAUCAUACGGAAAAAACUUAUUCCGUAUCAGACCACGCUCUGCCUGGUGGCGAGCACUAUCCGUUUAUGGCACGACCAAUGUCGGUAUCAUCGAUUUUAUUAACGGAGACAAUAAACGAUGGACUGUAACUAGUAUUUAA
Molecule: messenger RNA, 1527 nt
Organism: Rotaria sordida
Lineage: Eukaryota; Metazoa; Rotifera; Eurotatoria; Philodinida; Philodinidae
Source: the annotation of a GenBank genome assembly